Linum tenue is the source of this 2172-nucleotide messenger RNA. The record is from the annotation of a GenBank genome assembly. Lineage: Eukaryota; Viridiplantae; Streptophyta; Magnoliopsida; Malpighiales; Linaceae.
AUGAAGCUAUUUGAUGUAACAAAUGAUUUGGUCAGGUCUUUCCGAAGAAUUCGAACUCAGUUGUCAGAUUCUGCUUCUGCAAAUCUCCGCUUGCGAAUUGUGGGUGCAAGAAACAUAGAUUCUCGCCAGUAUGAGCUCCCCACAGGAAAUGAACUAGCAGGUCUUAAAAGAAUAACGAGUCUUAACCCAAAGUUUGAUUCCUUACAUUUCCCUGUGCUCUUCCCAUAUGGUGAAGAUGGGUUCCAUGUUAACAUACCGUAUGAUGUCGUUCAUACUCCACCAACUCUUAAACGCAAAUUUGUUACUCAACGUGAAUACUAUGCUUUUCGACUGCAGCAUAGAGAUGAUGAAGGCCAGACUUUAAUGCGUGGUGGGAAAGCUCUACAACAUUAUGUAGUCGAUGCAUUUUCGACUAUUGAACAGGAUCGACUUUAUUAUUUACGAUCUCAUCAAGAGGAUCUUAGAUCUGAAUUGUACUAUGGGGAUGAUAUUGGUAAUGUUAUUUUGCCUUCGUCGUAUACCGGCAGCCCUAGGUAUAUGAAACAGUUGUAUUUAGAUGCAAUGGCUGUUGUUCAUCAUCAUGGCAGUCCGGAUCUUUUCAUCACCUUCGAGCUCAAACCCGAAAUUGUUGCCAGGGUUUUCCGUAUGAAGCUUAAUGCUUUAGAAGAUGAACUGAAUCGAUCACAUUUCUUUGGAAAAACUGUUGCGGCUGAGUUACCCGAUCCAGAACUUGAUCCCGUUGGUUAUGCAGCAGUUACAAAGUACAAGCUCCAUGGUCCCUGUGGUGACGAUAAACCAACUAAUGUGUGUAUGAAAGAUGGCAGAUGUUCAAAGUAUUUUCCAAAACUGUUCAAUUCAGAAACUACCACAGACCAGUUUAGUUAUACAGUGUACAGGCGUCGUGACUCAGGGAUUACAGCCUCUAAAGGCAGUGUGGAGCUUGACAACAGAUUCGUCGUUCCAUAUAAUAGGAAUCUUCUUGUGCUUUUUCAGGCACACAUCAACGUUGAGGUGUGUCAUCAAGGACGCCUUAUUAAGUACCUCUUCAAAUACAUAACAAAAGGGCCAGAUCGGAAGCAGAAGCUUUCUCAUAUACUGGCACGUGCAGCUGUUGUAGAGACGACUCUAACACAAUGGUUUGCUCUUAAUCAAACAGAUGAAGAUGCGAGGUGUUUGCUUUAUGCUCAGACUCCAAAUAAGUAUAUGUGGAACCUUAAGAAGAAAAUGUGGUCUAAACGGAAGAGAGGUUUCGCAGUAGGCAGGAUUGUUUAUAUUAAUCCUGGUUCCGGAGAUACUUUUUAUCUUAGGCAGCUUCUCACCAAGGUUCGUGGUGCAGUUAGCUUUGCUGAUUUGCGGACAAUUAAUGGUUUCCCAUGUCGAACGUACCAAGCUGCUUGCCAGCGUCUUGGUUUGCUUUCUAAUGACCAUGAAUGGUUGCUUGUUCUUAAAGAAGUCAAUCAAUGGGGUAUGUCUGGUCUCCUCAGGUAUCUCUUUGUGUCCAUGCUCAUGUUCUGUGAGCUUGCUGAUCCACUGACUCUCUUUAACCAAACAUGGGAGAUGCUUUCAGAAGACAUUACAUAUCGCUGUCAGCGCAAUGUAAACUUUAACAAUCAUCUUAUCCCCCCUAAUCUGCCAAAGAAUUCUUUGUUGUGUGAAUUGCAGCGUAUGUUGGCUGCUUAUUCCACAACGCUUUCGCAUUUCAAUCUCCCACUGCCUACAGUCCAAAUUCUACCUGACAUUGACCACAUGUAUUCUGACUUUCACAUGCAGCAUUCUGCUUCUUCAGAAUCUGCUUCUUCACUUCCCUGUUUGUCCAGCCUGAAUGAAAAGCAGACAGCUGCAUUCCAUUCGGUGAUUGACUCUGUAAUCUCACCUGUGCCAAAUGCUGGAAAUUUCUACUUUCUUUAUGGACAUGGAGGAACUGGGAAAACUUUCCUGUAUAAGACGAUUCUUGCACAUCUUAAGGAACUUGGCAAGAUUGUCCUUGUGGUGGCUUCUUCUGGUAUUGCUGCAACUCUCCUUCCAGAUGCAUCCACAGCACAUUCUCGAUUUAAGAUACCAUUGGAAAUUGAUCAGGCUUCUUCAUGCAACAUAAAGAAGGGUACGCCACUUGCUCAGCUAAUACUCGAUGCAGCUCUUAUUAUAUGGGAUGAAGCCCUGAUAGACCGAUAA